Molecule: messenger RNA, 3600 nt
Organism: Neoarius graeffei (lesser salmon catfish)
Lineage: Eukaryota; Metazoa; Chordata; Actinopteri; Siluriformes; Ariidae
Product: zinc finger protein 431-like
Exons: 7
Coding region: 301-2760 (819 amino acids)
Biological process (GO): cellular developmental process
Cellular component (GO): nucleus
Molecular function (GO): histone methyltransferase activity; protein binding; DNA-binding transcription repressor activity, RNA polymerase II-specific
Source: RefSeq, a predicted model, not a curated record
GGAAGAAGAGGUCAGGCUAGAUGGUGACGGAGUAUCACACGUUACUGCACUUGCAUGAGCAGUUUGAACACUGAACCAUUUUUUCAGUCGGUUAAGUUUAUGGAUGUGGAGGCAAGGCAGAGUGUAACCGGAACUACACACUUAUCGUCUUUCCUGUUUCUGAGCAGAAAUCUGAGUUCUCUCAGCUCGGUGGUAUCAGAAGUAGCUUGAUUUUUUUUUUUGUCUGGAAGAACAGAAUAAAAUAAAUAAAACCAGGAGCAGUUGAUCACGUACAAGUUUGUUGUUGUAAGACUGGUUACAAUGAGUUCAGCAGGAGACAGACAGCACUGCUCUAGGAAGGCUCAAGCACCUGAUCCUGAUCCCUCACAGGUAUGUGAAGGCAUGAAAACUGAGACCUCAGAUGGAGAGAUAUCCGAAGUGUCCGAUGUCUGUGUGAAGAAAGAGGAGGUGCUGGAAUUGAACAUCUACAACCAUACAGAUGACCUCAACAACCCACCUGAAGUUCUCUCCAUUAAAGAGGAAGAUCCUGACAAUAAAGACUAUCUCUACUGUGAAGUUUGCAAAUCCUUUUUCUUCAACAAGUGCGAGGAUCACGGACCACCCCUGUUCAUCCCUGAUACUCCUGUUCCCAUGGGAGUCCCUGACCGAGCCAGACAAACGCUUCCUCCUGGACUAGAGAUUCGCGAGUCCAGUAGUUCUGACCUUGGCCUGGGAGUGUUUAAUAAGGGGGAGACUGUUCCAGUAGGUGCGCACUUUGGACCCUACGAGGGAGAACUAGUAGACAGAGAGGAAGCCAUGAACAGUGGAUUUUCCUGGGUGAUAUGCAGGAGCAGGCAGUGUAAAGAAUACAUAGAUGCCAAAAGAGAGAUACAUGCAAAUUGGAUGAGGUAUGUGAAUUGUGCCCGUAAUAAUGAAGAACAGAAUCUUGUGGCCUUUCAGUAUCAAGGGGGAAUUCUGUAUCGUUGCUGUUGCCCCAUUAACCCAGGACAGGAGCUCUUGGUGUGGUAUGAAGAGAGAUACGCCAAAAAAAUCAGUCCUGCCUUUGAUGAGCUCUGGAACAAAAAGUGCUCAAUGAAUGAAGUAAACAGCGCUCUAUUGCAAGUCUUUUCCUGCUCAGCAUGUCCUCUUUCCUAUGCGUCUCAAAUUGACCUCCACAAACACAUCCAGAGAUGCCACUAUGAAGUGUAUGUGAGACUGCAGGAAUCAGAAGAGAUUAAAUAUGAGCUUCAGAUCCCCUCCAAAGGCUCCAGUAGUCAGUCAACAUCAUCUGAUACUCUCAGUUCUGACCCUUCUCAGAAUGCCAUACAAAAAGAAAUUUACCACUGUUCAGACUGUGGAAAGAGCUUUGAUGAUCAGAAUACCCUUAAAACACACCAUUGCAGUCAUGUAGGAGAAAAGCAACAUCACUGCUCACUGUGUGGAAAUAUUUUCUAUCAACAGAGUGACCUCCAAAAACACCAGCACAUGCACACAGGAGAAAAGCCGUAUCACUGCUCCCAGUGUGGGAAGAGUUUUACUCGCCGGAGUUAUCUCCAAAUCCACCAGCACCUUCACACAGGAGAGAAGCCGUAUCACUGCUCCCAGUGUGGGAAGAGUUUUAUUCGACAGUGUCAUCUCCAAAAACAUCAGCGUGUUCACACAGGAGAGAAGCCUUUUCACUGCUCACAGUGUGGAAAGAAUUUCUGUCAUCAGAGUGAUCUCCACCGACACCAGCGCAUUCACACAGGAGAAAAGCCUUAUCAGUGCUCACAAUGUGGAAAGAGUUUUAUUCAACAUAGUAAUCUCCAAGUCCACCAACGCAUUCACACAGGAGAGAAACCAUUUGACUGUUCACAGUGUGGGAAGAGAUUUAGUCAUCAGGGUCAUCUUCAACGACACCGCCGUGUUCACACAGGAGAGAAGCCGUAUCACUGCUCGCAGUGUGGAAAGAGUUUUCCUCUUCGGGGAUAUCUCCGACAACAUCAGCGCAUUCACACAGGAGAGAAACCAUAUGACUGUUCACAGUGUGGGAAGAGAUUUAGUCAUCAGAGUCAUCUCCAAAAACACCAGCGCAUUCACACAGGAGAGAAGCCUUAUCACUGCUCACAGUGUGGAAAAAGUUUUAAUCAGCCGAGUGAUCUCCAACGACACCAACGCAUUCACAGAGGAGAGAAGCCGUAUCGCUGCCCACAGUGUGGAAAGAGUUUUACUCAGCAUGGUAAUCUCCAAAAGCACCAGCGCAUUCACACAGGAGAGAAACCUUAUCACUGCUCACAGUGUGGAAAGAGUUUUAGUCAACAGAAUCAUCUCCAAGACCACCAGCACAUUCAUACAGGAGAGAAGCCAUAUCACUGCUCACAGUGUGGCAAGAGUUUUACUCUUCAGGGUCAGCUCAGACAACACCAACGUGUUCACACAGGAGAGAAGCCAUAUCACUGCUCACAGUGUGGCAAGAGUUUUACUCGGCAGAGUCAUCUCCAGGACCACCGGCACAUUCAUACAGGAGAGAAGCCGUAUCACUGCUCACAGUGUGGGAGGAGUUUUGGUCUUCAGGGUCAUCUCCGACAACACCAGCGCGUUCACACUGGAGAGAAGCCGUAUCACUGCUCACAGUGUGGCAAGAGUUUUACUCGACAGGGUAAUCUCCAAAAACACCAGCGUAUUCACACAGGAGAGAAGCCGUAUCACUGCUCACAGUGUGGCAAGAGUUUUAUUCGACAGUGUCAUCUCCAAAAACAUCAGCGCAUUCACGCAAGAGAGAAACCUCAUCACUACUCAUAGUGUGGCAAGAGUUUUACUCAACAUGGUAAUCUUCAAAAACACCACCGCAUUCUAGAGAUGGGGACUCGAGUUUGCAACUCGGACUCGAGUCACACUUAAGUCGCACACGCAGUGACUUGAGACUUGACUUCAGACUCAUCCUCAAAAGACUCGACUCGGACUUGAGAUUUGGGAUUCUUGAACAAUAUUUUAUUUUCAUUUUUUGGUGCAUAAAUAUACUAAGUAACUUUAAAAACGCACAAUGGAAUUCAACACGAUAUCACUUUAGAUCCAUGCAUAUAUUUGAAAUUUAUGAUAUUGUAUGUAAUGCACACACACCUUGAAACAUCGAUAAAGGACAUUUAUUGUCAAACUCAAGAAUUAAUUCACAAUAAAAAAUUCAAAGUGACAGUUGGUCCAUGUUCACGAAAUUACAGGUUCAGUAUCGUGUAUGACCUCCGUUUGCUUGCAACUAGGCGUUCACUCUUCGUGGCGGCAGUGACUGAGGGUGUCAGGAAUCUGUCACGGAGGUGAGCUAGCCUGAUGUGCUGAUCCUGAACUGGCGUCGUGACUCGAGGCUGACCAGGGCGUGGACGAUCCCUGGUGCUCCCUGUCUGUCUGUAACGCUGACUCAAACGGGAAAUGGUCGAAUGAUGAACACCGAAGUGCUGGGCGACCUCUGUCUGUGUACUUCCGGCACGCAACAUCCCGAUGGCCUGUUCACGUUGAUUUUGGCUUAGGCGUGGCAUCUUCAAUAAUGACAAUUUUCCCAUCAUUUCCCCCGGGUAUUUAUAGGCAAGAUUGUGUGUGUACAGUGUAUGCAAAAUUUGUUUGAAAAUUAAAGCCUGUCCAUGUCAUUGA